Salmo salar (Atlantic salmon) is the source of this 1012-nucleotide messenger RNA. Lineage: Eukaryota; Metazoa; Chordata; Actinopteri; Salmoniformes; Salmonidae. The record is from RefSeq and is a predicted model, not a curated record.
GGUGUGGGCGGCCCGUAGCGUGUGCUCGUCGCUGCAGUGUGUGAAAGCAGUAGUUGGUCGUUGCAGGGGAACAGUUUGGAAGGGUAGACUACAGCAGAGAGACUAAUUCACUGAGGAAUACUGAGGAAAAUGAUCCCAGCUAAGGUUACACUACCACAGAGGACAUACAGCAUACACUAUGGACUCUGAAUCUCUGGACAGUUGUAUCCAGAGCACCCUGUCAGCCCUCUACCCUCCGUUUGAUGCCACAGCUGCCACGGUGCUGUGUCAGGUAUUUGAUGGGGUGGAGACCAGCUACAGAGGAGACGGAUUGAGAUACCUGAUAGACUUCCUGGUCCCUGCCAAACACAUCCUGCAGACCAUCCAGCAACAUGCCUGUUUCCCGUACUGUGGCCUGUUAUUCCGUCACCAGGGCUGGCCUCUGUGUCUCCACGACAAGGUGAUCAUCCAGCUCUCUUCUCUGGAUCCACGCAUCCUCCGCCCCGGGGACUUCUACCUACAGGUGGCAUCACCCUCUGUCUCCCCCACCUCUAGCCCCUCCUCCACCAACACCCCCAGCCCCCCCUGUAUCAUCCUGCGUUGUCUGGCCCCCAGUGGGCAGCAUGUAGAGGAGGUAAAGGUACCAGAGCUAGCCUACACCUCCCUCUUCACCAUGGCCUGGCUCCACUCAGUCAACAGGGAUCGGAGCGGAACGGGAACGGGGACAAGGUCUGGGACAGGGUCUGGGACAGGAACGGGGACAGGAACGGGGACAGGGUCUGGGACAAGGUCUGGGACAUUGUCGGGGACAGGGUCUGGGAGGACACUGUCCCACUGCCUCCUUUCUGCAGGGAACGACAUCUUCAGAGUACCCUGGGAGGAUGUCGUCCACCCUCAGUUCAUUAACAGACCCACAGCCACGGUGGCUGCGCCGAUUCGGGUCCCUACCAAGGGAGAAGGGGACAGGGGAGGGAACAGGAUGUCUUCAAGCCUUCGGAGAGGGCCAGAUGCAUUUUGAUUGACACAUCCAAGG